AUGCGUUCCCACCUCCUUAAAGCGUGGCAUUGGCUCACAGAAAGUCUUUUCCCACGUAAGGUCACUCUCUCAGCGACUGAAAAACAAGAGGCCACGGCCAUUGUACUGAAACUCCUGGAUCUCAUCAAAGCCCACAAGUUCGCGGAGGCUCUCGAGAAUAGCUCGAGUACGAUCAAACUCCUCGUUUCGCCGGCCACACUUGAGAAAGCGUUAAAGGAUUUGCAGACUGCUCAAGGCCAACUCGUCUCGUUCACCCCGGUAGAAGUCGAAGGUAUUGGCUCCAAGAAAGUGGUCAAAGUCUUGGUGGAGUUUGAGAAAGGGGAACUGCUGGCGGUGGUCGCGAUCGAUGACAAAGGAUUGAUUGCGGGGUUUCGUCUCAAGCCCGCGAAAGAUAUCCCUUCCACCUGGAAACAGCCCCAAUAUGUGGAUACCGGUCUAUUUGAUGAGGAAGAUAUCGUGCUUUCGGCUGAUGGUGUCGAGGUCGGAGCAACACUGAGUAUUCCGAAAAGCAAACCGACUGCUGGCGUCGUCUUCCUAGCCGGUUCUGGACCAACAGACAGAGAUAGCACAUUGGAGCCCAACAAACCGCUCAAGGACCUGGCGUGGGGUCUGGCGAGUAACGCCAUCGCUGUGGUUCGAUGGGACAAACCUAGUGCUGAGUCAUCGAAGAUUUCAGAUGAGAAUAUCACGUUGCAGAAAGAGUAUUUGCCAUACGCAGAUGCAGCCAUCAAGGCUCUCCGGGACAAGUUGGCUAGCUCUGAUAUCCCUAUUUUCGUCCUUGGACACAGUCUGGGUGCUAUGGUCGCGCCAAUGGUUGCAAAUGCAGAUGCUAAGAUCAAAGGGGUUGUCAUGCUGAGUGCGGCAGGUGGGAAGAUGUAUGAUUCGGCGUUGAGGCAGAUGAAGUACCUCGUUUCGUUGAAUCACGAGCCUCCCUUUGCUACGCAAGAUUAUGUGGACUUGUUUUCAAAGCAGGUUGUAGUGAUUGGGAAGCCAGACUUCAAUGUAAAGAACAAGGGGGAACUGCCAUUUGGGGCACCAGCAUCAUACUGGUUUAGCGUGAAAGAGUAUGAUCAGGUUGCCGAGGUGAGGAAGCUGAGUAUUCCGGUCAGGAUCUUGCAGCCUGAAAGGGACUACCAAGUUACGGUUGAGGAUGACUUGGUAAUGUGGAAAGAAGGAUUGGAGGGGAAGGAGAAUAUUGAGAUCAAGGUGGGCGAAGGGUUAAAUCACCUCUUCAUGGCUGGCCAGGGGCCGUCAACUCCUGACGACUAUGCGCUGGAAGGGCAUGUGGAGGAGGCUGUUGUCAUGGAUAGCAAGCUCUGCGAAGUCACGGAUACGAGUCGUCUUUGCUGUCUUAGGGUGGCAAAAAUUCCAGACCUCUCUGGUCCAACGAUUGGCACGCAAGAGCCUCCUCCAAGUCCAGCUAGGAUGAGCUCUAAACUAGAUCUCGACCAAGAGAAGAGCUUGGCAGCAAUGGCUGAGCAAGCGGAAGCAGGUAGCGAGGUUGAGGAGACAGUACCCGCAGAGCCAGCUGAUGAACCGAGAGGACCUUGCGGUCUCAACAUGGAAAGCGGAGGACAGGCUCUGAGUGGCCGUGUGAGCAAAGGAUAUCCAGGAGUCCCACUCACAGCGGCAACACUAAAGGUGAAGGAGCAAAUAGCGGAAUUACAUGCGCAGGAGAAAGAGCUUCUGGCAGAGAAGUCUGCAAUCGCCCUCGAGUCACAAUCUAUCCUUGUGGAACUGGCAGCUAUCGAAACUGAGAAGGCUUGGAUCGAUGGUCGGAAGCAAGCAAAGCCCGGUGAUCCGCAGAUUCUCAUCCGGCAAUUGAACCUUGAUAAGUGGCGGAGUGCCAAUAGCAAUUGGAGUAUGGAGCUGGCAAAGCGUGCAUCUACCAAUAAAGGCAACUUUACGAUUCUCAAGAAGCGACAGGUAAAGGCGAUAAAUCAAACACAGCAAGUUCUUCAAAAUACCCAGGAGCCAAACGCAGACAUCCAACAGCGACUACAGAACAUGCAGAUGCCUGCUACUGCCCCGAUUGAGCCAGGACCUCCAACUCCAGCCAUGAUUGGUCCGCAGCAGCCUCCUACUGCGGUGGAAGGACGUCCAAAAACAUUUAGAACCCUUGCUCAGGGUGGUGCGUUCGGAAAGAAGGAAGGAAUGGCUGAGAUGCCAAAGCAUAUGUUACAGACAUUUGAGAUUGAGCACGCGGCUAUCUUCGCUGAGGCACAAACAAUCGCCGCCAAACAAGAUGCUCUCAACGCCGAGAAAGGUGUAAUCGAGCAACUGUCACUUUCGAAUUCAGAAGAUCUACAACUCCCGACCCUGAAAGCCGACCUGAAACAAGGCUCCGCAGACCUUAUUCUGCUCAGACAAAAGUUAAAUGAUCGAAAAUCACUGUUGAGGGUUCAGAUCAAGAAGAUGAGAAAAGACCAUGUGGCGGCCACCGAAGCUCGACUCUACGCCCAAGCAGAAACGGAACUGCGCCAGAUGUGGAUAGAGAACAAGCAGAUAUACGGAUUUAAUCCUGCUCCGGUCCAAAUGGGGGAUUCUCAUAUCCGGAUGCAGCCGCAAUACCAAUCUGCGCAGAUGCGCAUCGCCGACUUCGGCAUUACUCAGCAGAACAUGCAGAUGCAGUCUGAUCAUCCGAUGCAAGCAAACAAUGGACACUUCCAGCAAUCCUGGGGCCACCAAAAUGCCUUCCGCGUGGAUCCAUAUCUCCAACCGCAGAAUACUGGUGUCCCAGGCACGCUGGACAUUAGCGACUCCAGCAACAUUACAGAUGCUCGUAUUGAUUUAGCUGCAUGGAAACAGCAACAGAUUGCCGGCAAGCUUGCUCUUCAACAACACAAGCAGGAAGUUGCUUUCAAGCAACAGAGGAAGAACGAAAUUGCUGGCCAACAACAAGAGCAAGAACACACCCCGGGUCAGCACCAGGAGCCGAAGGCGCCAGACACAUCUGAAGUCUUGAAUCCCAAUUGGCUGCCGACGCGGUAUGGUCCAGGACCUUAUGUUGACAAGGGGUUUGACAGUCCCAAACUUACUUGUGACCUUUCAAGUAUCUUGAAGGCGGCGAAGUUGCGGCAGAGAGAUGUUAGGCGGCAGAAGCUUGACAAGAUCAUGAAUACCCCACUCGGUCCCUCGGGUGGAAAGGCAAGAAACAAGAAGUUCCGUCCCAGCAAUGCCUUCACUCCGGUCAACAAGUCGACAUAUUACCCAAACAGCUCGGCACCAAACCCGCCUUUGCUUCAGGCCCAGUCAAAACCCGUUAUUGACUUCACCAAUGAGGAGCCAGAAGAUACGAUGAUGGAAGUAAGCGACGUUACCGGAACUUCUGCGGCCCAGGCUGAGGCGCAAGCUGAUGCGGUGAUGGGAACCAGCGACGUCGCCGAUUUCGUCGGUGUGGUCGAGGAGGGCUGAUCCGAAUGCAUGGCAACGUGCAAGCUUCGAUUUCCCCCAGGAUAUCUGUUCCAUGACCGGUUGUACAGUACGAAUUUACUUUCACCUUGUUAAUGACGGGAUUUUCAUUUGCGAAUGGACUGGAAAUACCUUUCUG
This is a messenger RNA of Hyaloscypha bicolor E, 3550 nucleotides long. RefSeq lists its product as uncharacterized. The transcript is spliced from 7 exons. Gene Ontology annotation, molecular function: carboxylic ester hydrolase activity. NCBI's taxonomy places the organism in Eukaryota, Fungi, Ascomycota, Leotiomycetes, Helotiales, Hyaloscyphaceae. The record is from RefSeq and is a predicted model, not a curated record. The coding region runs from base 1 to 3414 and encodes 1137 amino acids.